Molecule: messenger RNA, 4415 nt
Organism: Haliotis rufescens (red abalone)
Lineage: Eukaryota; Metazoa; Mollusca; Gastropoda; Lepetellida; Haliotidae
Product: inter-alpha-trypsin inhibitor heavy chain H4-like
Exons: 1
Coding region: 221-2248 (675 amino acids)
Source: RefSeq, a predicted model, not a curated record
CGACACCAAGCAGUGGAUCCUUACUCUCGCGAUCACACCUUGGCUAUAUUUAGAAUAUGACACACGCAAAACAAGGACCUGUGUUGCUCGGGCGGUACUCUCCGUAAGUGUUUCGAGAAGUUGAUAAAUUGCUAUCACUGGGACUGGGAGCUGUGACUAGACACAGUCCCCACAGUUUGUCGUUACUUGAACACCGUCAUUCAACCACAAACGACUGACAAUGACGACAGGCGUUGGCAGUACCAGGCUACUAACCUGCCUGCUGUUAGCGAUCAUCGACAUCGGUGACGCUUCUGUAGGUUCAGAACGCUCUCGGACACCGCUUGCGUUUUUCGCUUCGGCAUCCAAACAUCUUGCCCCACGUUAUAAGAGACAGGCGCCUGGAGAUGUUGAGGUUGAAGUACCUAAGAUCACAGAACUACGCAUCACCUCUCAAGUUCAGUCCAGAUUUGCUACUGUCAAAAUAUCCAGCACCAUAGUGAAUUCAAAGAAUGAAAGUAAAGAAGCGAAUUUCAAAGUGCAGUUACCCGAAUCAGCCUUUAUAUCCAAUUUCACCAUGAUAAUCAACAACACGUUUAAAACAUCUGUGGUUUAUGGGAAAAAAGAGGCUCAGGAAAAGUAUGACAAGGCUAAAAAGGAUGGGAAGACAGCAGGACAAAUUCGACACUCUUCUACGGAUGUGGCCCGUGGGAUGGACAUAUUUGCUACAUUCGUCAACGUCGCCGCCGAGAGCGAGGUCUUCGUCGAGCUGACGUACCUCCAGUUGCUGGAGCGACGCCUGGGUUUAUAUGAACAGAGGAUAAUGGUCCAACCCAGACAGAUUGUGGAAAACUUGACCCUGGAUCUUAUCUAUGAAGAGAGUCCUCAAAUAUUUGACAGAUUUACCUAUCGGCUCCCUAACAGCACGGAUGUUAUGGAUGCAUCGUCAGAACAUGCAACACUCUUCUCAUCUGUCUCAAAACGUCGCAUCAAGUACAAUCCUUCUGUAGCGAGACAGACCCAAGUCAACGCUGACAGAGGCAUUGAUGGGGAGUUUGUUGUGUCCUAUGACCUGAAACAUGAAUUUGAUGGAGGCAACAUCAUCUCAGCACUCAGUAACGAUUACUUUGUUCAUUAUUUUGCUGUUGACAAGUCGGAUGAGUUGCCACCCAUCCCCAAAAAUAUUAUAUUUGUGAUUGAUGUAAGUGGUUCAAUGGGAGGAAGGAAGAUUGAACAAACAAGAAGCGCAAUGAAACAGAUUCUCCAGCAGCUGAGUAGUGUGGACUUUUUCAAUAUAUUACUGUUUAAUAGUGAAAUAAGAGUGUGGCAAUCAGAGCCUCUUCAAGCAACCUCAAACAAUAUCCAGACUGCUCAAAGCUAUGUUGAUGAGAAUGUGAUAUCUGGUGGAGGCACAAAUAUCAAUGAUGGUCUUACUGACUCUCUUAGGAUCCUUUUUAGAAACAAGGCCAACAAAGCUGACAUCAUUGUAUUUCUGACAGAUGGACAGCCAUCAGCUGGAGAAACUGAUGUAUCAAAAAUUCGUGUAAAUGUCAAAGGUCUGAAUGAAAACAGAGUCUCAAUAUUCUCCCUAGGAUUUGGCACGGGCGUGAAUUUCGAAUUUCUGCAGCAGAUAUCUUGGGAGAAUGGAGGCUUCGCGAGACGGAUUUAUGAAGAGGAUGACGCUGCGGAACAACUUACAGAUUUCUUUAAAGAAGUGAACAUCCCUUUGCUCCUCAAUGUGAAGUUUCAGUAUAACACCAUCCAGGUGGACACCUCACAGCUGACCCAAACAACAUACAAUCAGUUCUUCUCUGGAACAGAAGUGGUGGUUGUUGGCAAGAGACUAGGUGAUGAGAUAGAUGCUACCGUGCAGGGUUCUACAGCAAGUGCCAACACAGUUGAGCUUGUUGUUCCGGAUUCAUCAAAGACACGUCUUUCUGGCCCCUCAGGAGAGUUUACCGAGAAGUUGUGGGCGUAUCUGACCAUCAAGGAUUUAUUGAAGAAGAAGGCAAUGUCCACAUCUGAUGCGGAUUUUGAGUUUCUAGAAGGUCGUGCACUCAACAUGUCCCUGGCGUACAAGUUUGUGACUCCCCUCACAUCUCUAUUGAUUGUUCAGGAUCAGCAGGAUCCGCAGCAGGACAGGAAGGACAUUUUAAGGGCCUCAGUGUCAUACCCGUCAGGCAACCAGGUUUCAUAUGGAUCAUCUUGUGCCUGCCCAUUGACUGUUACUCUGUUACCAGUGUUCCUGAUCAUAAGGUUGUUUUUGUAGGUCAAGAGGUGUUGUCAAUCUUGUGACAACAAACACAGGCCCAUGUCGUUGAUUUACAUGGAAGAAAGACAAAUCUAAUUUGGAGACCGCCUCCGUGGUCUAGUGGUAGAGCGUCCGCCCGGAGAGCGGACGGUCCGGGGUUCGAUCCCCGGCCGCGUCAUACCAAAAGACGUUAAAAGAUGGUACUUGUUGUUACCCUGUCUGGCGCUCGGCAUUAAGGGGCUAAAACAAGGACUGGUCGGCUCGGAGUCAGUAUACUGUGUCUGAGAGGGGUAUUCAUGUUAAACUGCAGCAUGGUAUCUUAGUGAGCUAGGACUAUAAAUAGGCAUCAGUCCGGACUAGUACAAGCAGCCACGCGCGCAUGCACGUUGCUAUAUAAGUGCAAUAAUCUUGGACGCGAUGUUUAACCCCAUUUCACCUCACCUCACCAAAUCUAAUUUGGUUCUUGUUUAGCCUAAGGAAUUAAAACAUCAGCCUUAGACCUGUACCUUCCUCUUAGUUGUGCUUUUGGGGGCCCAGGUAUAAUGUGGGGUCCCAUACCAACCACUGUAACAAAUUAAUAGAAAGUAUUGGGGAAGAUAUAUGAAUCGGAUUUUCCUUGCUUGAAUUGAAACCAAACUUUGUGAUUGAGUGAAGUAAAUGGACAUUGACAGUCUGCUUCAUAGCAACAAUUGAAUUGGUUUAAUGAUUGAAACAGCAAUGCUCUUGGCUUCUCAUCUUUCAGUGCAAAUAUUUUGUAUUCAUUUUCAAUUUUAAGUGUAUCAGAUGCAAUAUUUUACAUUUGGUAACUGAAAUCUUUGCAAUAUUAGGUCUGUAUUGUGAUAUGUAUGGGAAUAUAUUGCCAUUGACUAACCUUUGUAUUAUUAUGACCAUAAUUGUGCCAUAUGUCGGUAUUUAUCCCAUUUGUUGGGACCGAUUUUAUAGUCAAGAGGCUCACGACACCAUUUGUAACAAUACUAACGCUUAAUGAAGGGAGAUAACACCACGACAAAUAGCAGUGUGUAAUAGAAAUAUUAUUUGUGUGAGAUAAGCUGUAUGAGGACAAUGUUUAGCAUGUUUAGUAUAUUAUACUCCCCAACCUUAAAGGGCGAGGUAUUCAGUCUACUUCAUAGAUUCUUUUCAAACUUCAACACUUUUUAUACUUAUCAUGCUUAAAUGAGAGGUGCAUUGCAAAGUUUGAUUUCAAUAUUUAGAUUUUCUGCCAUAAUACAGCUUUUUUUCAUUUUGGACUUGAAUGUUUUUACUUUAACAUUUGCGCGACAUAUAACUUGAAAACUACUUCUUGGAUUCUUUUUAUAUGUAGGGAACAGUUUCUGUACUGAUAGAAGUGCAGUGCAAAGUUUGAUAUGAUGUGUGUAUUUUUAUGCACUUUAUGUAUUUUGUCUUGUUCCAUCAUUGAUAUAACCCCAAGAAUACACUUAAUGUAUUUUGUCUUGUUCCAUCAUUGAUAUAACCCCAAGAAUACACUUAAUGUAUUUUGUCUUGUUCCAUCAUUGAUAUAACCCCAAGAAUACACUUAAUGUAUUUUGUCUUGUUCCAUCAUUGAUAUAACCCCAAGAAUACACUUUAUGUAUUUUGUCUUGUUCCAUCAUUGAUAUAACCCCAAGAAUACACUUAAUGUAUUUUGUCUUGUUCCAUCAUUGAUAUAACCCCAAGAAUACACUUUAUGUAUUUUGUCUUGUUCCAUCAUUGAUAUAACCCCAAGAAUACACUUAAUGUAUUUUGUCUUGUUCCAUCAUUGAUAUAACGCCAAGAAUACACUUAAUGUAUUUUGUCUUGUUCCAUCAUUGAUAUAACCCCAAGAAUACACUUAAUGUAUUUUGUCUUGUUCCAUCAUUGAUAUAACCCCAAGAAUACACUUAAUGUAUUUUGUCUUGUUCCAUCAUUGAUAUAACCCCAAGAAUACACUUUAUGUAUUUUGUCUUGUUCCAUCAUUGAUAUAACCCCAAGAAUACACUUAAUGUAUUUUGUCUUGUUCCAUCAUUGAUAUAACCCCAAGAAUACACUUAAUGUAUUUUGUCUUGUUCCAUCAUUGAUAUAACCCCAAGAAUACACUUAAUGUAUUUUGUCUUGUUCCAUCAUUGAUAUAACCCCAAGAUUACACUUUAUGUAUUUUGUCUUGUUUAUCAUUGAUAUAACCCCAAGAAUACACUUUAUGUAUUUUGUC